Messenger RNA from Paraglomus brasilianum, 2148 nucleotides. The record is from the annotation of a GenBank genome assembly. NCBI's taxonomy places the organism in Eukaryota, Fungi, Glomeromycota, Glomeromycetes, Paraglomerales, Paraglomeraceae.
AUGCCGCCAAAACGAAAGAACUCGCUUACACCACAAACAACCAAUACCAAAAAGGUAAAAUCAAAGGAAGGUGCCCCUGACGCCUCUCAAAAUGAAAAUGAAAAGCAACCAACCGAGGCUGCUCCAAUACAAAAACCCGUUGCAAGAGGUCGCGGUAGACCAAGAAAGCACCCUAUUGUCGACCAACAGAGAGUGCCAGCCGAUCAGUCAACGUCAAGCUUGGUAAUAGGAAACCCCCCGUCCUUGUUGGCGGGGAGCAACCUUGCUGGGCAAGGCUCGCAGGUACCUAUGACGGAAGUAUCUCAGAACAAAGAAGCUCCUGCUGUUGCUAAACCGCGUAGAGGACGACCAAGGAAAAAUCCAAUCCCAGUCGAGUCGGCGCCCAAGGCGGAUCUGCUGCCAGCCAAAGAAACAAGUGCAAAAGGACCAGAAGGCAAUGAUAAGAGUGCUCCUCCUGCUUUAUCUCCCGGAACCCAGCAGAUUACUCAACAGAAAACGCAUCAGCCGGCGAUUAAAGACGCUGCCACGAUCACAGAUAUUACCAUCUCGAAUAGUAGUCAAUCAAUAGAUCUAUUACUACAACAUAGCAUCAUGCAUACACAGAAAAUUAUUACAUCCGUGGGCGAGUCUCCUACCCCGCCAAAAAAGAGGGGUAGACCAAAGAAAGUCAUAUCUGCGCCAGCUCCUGCAACCGCCUCACAGAAAGAAUCCGUCUUCCAACCGGUAGCGAUAGCGCCAGCAGAGACCGGUGCCAAAAUUUCAGGUGAUUCUGUUGCUGUCAGCGCAUCUCCUACGAAAGGAAAACGUGGACGCCCUAGGAAAAAUCCUCUUCCAGUAGGAAAUGAAAAACCCAAAACUACAAAAGUUAAUAAGGAAGAUAGUGUUAAAUCAACAAGCGCAACCUUGGGUGAGACUCAACCCGCGUCUAUCGAAGCCGCUCAACAAGUAACAGUUGUUAAGAAAGGGCGCGGUCGCCCACGGAAAAAUACUGUCGAAGACAAAGACGUUAAUAAUAAAUCAACAAUCGCGAAAUCACUUCCGGUGGAGGGUGAAAAACCGAAAAGCAAACGCGGCCGACCCAAGAAACAGGUAUCUCCAGAAGAGAGCGCGAAACUAGCAAAGCCAAAAGAUUCUUCCGCGCCAACACAAGCACGAAGGGGCAGACCACCAAAGCGUAAAUCACUCGAUAACGUUCAACCUGACGCUUCUUGGUCAUCGCAGGCUCCAGAGAGGGUUGACGCAGUAUCUAGUGAGCGCUCUGUACCUGGAGGAAGUACUGUUUCGGAUAAACCGAGCGUGAAAAAACCAAGACUAGACGGUACUGGGUCUAUCGAAGACAUAAUUGAAUCAGUUAAAUAUGCACCUCAGCCGGAUUCGCUGGUGCAUGAGGAGCGAUUGAAAAAACUAGAGAACAUGAGGAAUCGUUUGAGCACCUCCUCGCAAGCGAACCGUGAGGAAGUUUUUGCUGAACAUCAACGCAAGAAGAUUAAUCAUAAGGAGGAGGUUCGACGAGAAUAUAAAAAGACAGAAGCAGAGAAACUGCUUGCGCGACAGGAAAUUGAAAGGGCAGGCGGUGAUUACGAGCGAUUGAGGUCAUGGACAUAUUCAGCAGAGGAGGCUGAAAAAUGGGAAAAAAGAGAAGAAAAGAAGGCUAAACGUAAAGAAAUUGGAUUUACUGAUUACAAUCAAGUAGCAGAAAAGAAAUAUAACCGACAAAUUCACGAACUUAAACCCGAUCUCCAUGCAUAUCAAGAGGCUAAAGCACAGGCUGGAGCUUCGUCCGUUGAUGAUACGACUUUCUAUCGUGACGCCAAUUCUUUGGCUUUUGCUGGAGUCGAUAGUCAGCCCAGUCGACAGGCAGUUGAAAGGCUUGUUACUGAUGUUAGUAAACAGAUCGAACAACGAGAAAAGUUCUCGCGACAAAAGCCUGUUAAUGAAGAAGAAGAUAUCACGUAUAUUAACGAACGUAACCGACAUUUCAAUGAGAAGAUCGACCGGUAUUAUGGAAAAUACACUAAAGAGAUCAGAGAAAACUUUGAGCGUGGAACUGCGUAUGUUGACAAGCAUUGUCUGCUGUUGUUUGUAAAUAUAUCAAAUUCUUGGGAUGAUGCAUUAAACUUCUGUAGAGGUUUAUUUACCCAAAGAUGA